AUGGCUGAUUAUCACAUCCGCGAGGCAGCGGAGUCGCUGCUUGGCAGCAUAUCCCAAAGGCCGUACAGAAGUUUGGCUCAAUCGCAGUCAGUGAAUCUCUUGUCCGAGGACUUGGUUGCGGGUCACAGGCCUCAAGGGAGGAUGUCCAGUAUACGAAGAUUUUUUUGUCUCUUUGUCACGUUUGACCUCCUUUUUACCAGUCUGAUGUGGCUUAUAUGUGUUGUGAUGCGUGGUGAAACAUUAAUACAAAUAUUUACGAGAGAGAUUAUACAUUAUGACAUCAAAGUGUCAUUAUUCGAUAUAGUACUGGUUGCAAUAAUAAGAUUUUUAUUAUUAAUAUUAUUCUACGCCAUAUUAUAUAUUAAUAAUUGGAGUGUGAUAGCGCUCACAACGAGCGGUACGUGUGCCUUUUUGAUCGCCAAAGUGUUCGUGUUUGAUUGGCCCAAUGCGGCCCAACCAGUGUACCAGGUGUUCCUAAUCCUGGCUUCGUUCACGUUGUCCUGGGGCGAGGCCUGGUUCCUGGACUUCAGGGUGUUGCCUCAGGAGUUGCAGGCGAAGCAGAUCCUCGAAGCCAUCGUAACUCAUGGAGUGACAGAACGCACUCCGCUUUUACCUGCUGGAUCCACGCAUGACGGGUCCACGGUGAACUGGUUUUCGCCCGUGGAGACACCGGAGUCCAGCCCGAGACCCAGAAUGCCUGGGGAACAGGUUAUCUUGACGCAAGAUCAGCAACUGGUCGGGAUUAUGUUUAUUGUCGCGUGUAGAUACCAACUUCAUCCGGUCGUGGUGGAGAUCAACGUUCCUCGCGUAGAAGGGAACACCUUCGUGAGAAUCGGAAGUGUAGCGUCUGACGCCAGUGGAUGGAAUCCCCAAUGCGCGAAGACUACGCAUGAUCCGAUACAGCCCUUGUACACUAGAGAUGUUAUGGAUAUGAUAUUUCGGAUCUGGAUACGGAUAUGGAUAUAG
Pieris macdunnoughi is the source of this 966-nucleotide messenger RNA. The record is from the annotation of a GenBank genome assembly. NCBI's taxonomy places the organism in Eukaryota, Metazoa, Arthropoda, Insecta, Lepidoptera, Pieridae.